CGAUAGCGGCGAGAGCAACGGAGCCCAUUCAUGAUCCAGCGAACGGGGCCGGUGGCGAGUAAAGCGGAACCGGUGCCCUGGAAAGCGGCGCCGGUACCGCCGUCAUGGAGACAUCGGGGCAUCUCCACGAUUCGGGCGUGGGGGACUUGGAGGAGGAUGGUCGGUGUCCCUGCCCGUUACCGGGGGAUGAACGGUCACCGCCGCCGCCCUCCGCGCUGCCGCCGCUCCAGCACAGCCUGUUGCACUCCUCGCCCGGGUCGUUACGGGCCCCUCCUCCUCCUCCCGCCGCCCCCGCCGCCCUCCACCCUUCCUCCCGCCACGGCAGCCAGCUCAACCUCGGCGACCACCCCGCGGGCUCUGGGGUGGCGAGCAGCAAGCACCGGCAGCCCAGCCCUCUGGUUCACCGGCGGGACAGCAACCCCUUCACCGAGAUUGCCAUGAGCUCCUGCAAGUACAGCGGCGGGGUGAUGAAGCCCCUCAGCCGACUCAGCGCAUCCCGACGGAACCUCAUCGAGGCCGAGCCGGAGGCGCAACCCCUGCAGCUCUUUGGUGCCGGCGAACCCCCCGAAAUUGUUGUCUCACGCGAGGACAACCAUGCGCCCACCGCCCACCGUCCCAGCCGCCAGCCCGCCCGGCCGGCCCCCACCACCUUUGCCAAGGGGCCCAAGCGCAAGGCACAGAACAUUGGAUACCGCCUCGGGCACCGCCGGGCACUGUUCGAGAAGAGGAAGCGCCUCAGUGACUACGCGCUCAUCUUCGGCAUGUUUGGCAUUGUCGUCAUGGUCAUUGAGACUGAGCUCUCCUGGGGGCUCUACUCCAAGGACUCCAUGUUCUCCCUGGCCCUGAAAUGCCUUAUAAGCCUCUCCACCGUCAUCCUGCUGGGCCUCAUCAUCGCCUACCACACCCGGGAGGUGCAGCUCUUUGUGAUCGACAAUGGAGCUGAUGACUGGCGGAUAGCGAUGACGUACGAGCGCAUCCUCUACAUCAGCCUGGAGAUGCUGGUCUGUGCCAUACACCCCAUCCCUGGCGAGUACAAAUUUUUCUGGACAGCUCGCCUGGCUUUCUCCUACACACCAUCUCGGGCAGAGGCCGAUGUGGACAUCAUCCUGUCUAUCCCCAUGUUCCUGCGCCUCUACCUGAUCGCUCGGGUGAUGCUGCUGCACAGCAAGCUCUUCACCGACGCCUCCUCGCGCAGCAUCGGGGCACUCAACAAGAUCAACUUCAACACCCGCUUUGUCAUGAAGACACUCAUGACCAUCUGCCCUGGGACAGUGCUGCUGGUCUUCAGCAUUUCCCUCUGGAUCAUCGCUGCAUGGACAGUCCGUGUGUGUGAGAGGUACCACGACCAGCAGGAUGUAACCAGCAACUUCCUGGGUGCCAUGUGGCUCAUCUCCAUCACCUUCCUCUCCAUUGGCUACGGGGACAUGGUCCCACACACCUACUGUGGCAAGGGCGUCUGCCUGCUCACUGGCAUCAUGGGUGCUGGAUGUACAGCACUGGUGGUGGCUGUGGUGGCCAGGAAGCUGGAGCUCACCAAAGCUGAGAAGCACGUCCACAACUUCAUGAUGGACACACAGCUGACCAAGCGGAUCAAGAACGCGGCAGCCAACGUCCUGAGGGAAACGUGGCUGAUCUACAAACACACCAAGCUGCUGAAGAAGAUCGACCACGCUAAAGUCAGAAAGCACCAGAGGAAGUUUCUACAAGCCAUCCACCAGUUACGGAGCGUGAAGAUGGAGCAGAGGAAGCUGAGUGACCAAGCCAACACCCUUGUCGACCUCUCAAAGAUGCAGAACGUGAUGUACGACCUCAUCACAGAGCUAAAUGACCGCAGUGAGGACCUGGAGAAGCAGAUCAGUGGCCUGGAAUCCAAGCUGGAGCAGCUCAGUGCCAGUUUCAACUCCCUGCCCCUGCUGAUGGCUGACAUGCUGCGGCAGCAGCAGCAGCGCCUGCUCAGCGCCGUCCUGGAGGCCAGAGGGGUUGGUGUGCCCGUGGGCACCCCCCAGACACCUCUGUCUGAGAGCCCCAUCGGGGUCAGCUCCACCUCCUUCCCCACCCCUUACACGAGCUCAAGCAGCUGCUAAAACACAGCCCCUGAGCCCCGCCGUGGACAGGGGAAGCAUUU
Molecule: messenger RNA, 2125 nt
Organism: Camarhynchus parvulus
Lineage: Eukaryota; Metazoa; Chordata; Aves; Passeriformes; Thraupidae
Gene: KCNN3
Product: potassium calcium-activated channel subfamily N member 3
Exons: 8
Coding region: 105-2084 (659 amino acids)
Biological process (GO): potassium ion transmembrane transport
Cellular component (GO): neuron projection; neuronal cell body; plasma membrane
Molecular function (GO): small conductance calcium-activated potassium channel activity; calmodulin binding
Source: RefSeq, a predicted model, not a curated record